AUCAGUUUCGCUGUUGAAGUGAAUCAGGUGAGCAGAUAUAUGUCAGAGUCCGGCCACAGUCAGCCCGGGAUGUACGGGCAGGGCCGCAGGCGGAGGCGACGCCGGGGAGACCGAGAUGCAGGACCUCCGGGCCAAAAUCUGUCCGGACCCAGUCGAGAUCGAGAAUACCAACCGAGAGAACGAAGGGAUGGGAGCGAGGAUCCACCAGGGCCACUCAUUCAGAAGACCCCAAUCAUUCUUGCAAAACCCCCUGGAGAGAGGGCCAAGCCAUCACAGAAUGCACCCGUCGGUGGAGCUCCAGUCCUGGAGAAGCCCAUUAUGCUAAUGAAAGCGAGGGACGAUGGAGGGAAGCCGGGGACUCCUCCUGAGGCGGCAGCUCAGCCCUCUGGUCCUGGACCCUCCAAGAUGGAGAAGGAAGGGCAGCGACCUACGCAGCCUGUUUACCAGAUCCAAAACAGAGGGAUGGGUGCUUCUGCAUCGAGCAGUGCUGUGGACCCCAUGGUUGGCCAGUCUAAACUCAUCCCUCCUGAGAAGAUGAAGCACAGCAUCAAGCUAGUGGAUGAUCAGAUGAAUUGGUGCGACAGCGCCAUGGAGUAUCUGAGGGACCAGACGGAUAUGUUGGUGGUGGGAGUCAUCGGUCUGCAGGGAGCUGGGAAGUCUACGAUCAUGUCACUGUUAUCUGCCAACACUCCUGAGGAAGAUCAAAGGGCUUAUGUAUUCAGAGCACAGACUCAGGAAAUCAAGGAAAGAGGAGGAAACCAGAGCACAGGCAUUGAUUUCUUCAUCACACAGGAGAGGGUCAUCUUCUUGGAUACACAGCCAAUGCUCAGCCCGUCUAUUCUUGACCACCUCAUCAACAAUGAUCGGAAGCUGCCUCCGGAGUACAACCUCCCUCACACAUAUGUGGAGAUGCAGUCUCUUCAGAUUGCUGCCUUCCUGUUUACGGUGUGCCAUGUUGUCAUUGUGGUUCAAGACUGGUUCACAGACUUAAACCUCUACAGGUUCCUUCAGACCGCUGAGAUGCUGAAACCCUCAACUCCAUCUGCAAGCCAUGACAGCGCUGGCUCUUCGGGCAAUGACGAUGGAGCAGAGUACUAUCCUCACAUAGUGUUUCUCCAGAACAAGGCCAGACGGGAUGAUUUCUGCCCAAGGAAUUUGAAAAACAUGCAUAUGGUUGUGGACAAACUAAUGGCCCACUCUCAUCUCAAAUAUAAAGGUACAUUAUCCAUGCUGGACUGCAAUAUCUUCCCUGGCUUGGGGCAGGACUAUCUGACAACAGAAGUCAACAUGUUCCUCCUUCCUGUGCAGGAGAAUGACGGAGAGGAUAAUCUGACUAAAGCAGGGUCAGGGACAUACCCGCUCUUCUCCCUGCUCCCAGGCUACAGAGGACAUCCGGCCUUCUCCACCAUGGUUUCAAAACUCCGGAGCCAAAUCCUAGCCAUGCCUCGCUGUCAGCUGUCACACACCAUCCUCACUGAGAAGAACUGGUUUCACUAUGCAGCUCGUAUCUGGGAUGGCGUGAAAAAGUCCUCCGCCCUCUCCGAAUACAGCCGCCUGCUCUGUUAACACCUUGCCCUGGUUGCUGUGAUGUGCAGCAGCUGUGCAAACUCUUAUGUCCAAUAAACGGGCCACAAACACAGAUGUGGCCCUGAGCGUGGCGACCAUCCUUGGCACUGAACAGGAGGGGCGAGUGAAAAUGGAAGUCCGGUUGCAUAUGUUGCAGGAUGGCACUGCCCUCAGUCUAAAGAUUUGGUGGGGAAUGAAACCUGCGGAGUCUUGCUGCUCCGUGUGAGAAAGUUGCCUAUCCCUGCCCUCAGGUUGUUAAUGUUCAAAAAACAUAGCUGCACCCUGAACGGUACUGUUGGAAAAGAGAGAAAAUGCGAUUGUGUAAUAACAUUAGAUGUUGUAAAAGCAGUGCACGUAUUUUCUGAGAGGAAAAUAUACCCAUCUGUAAAUUAUCUUUUUUAUUUCCUUUAGAAUGUUAAUAAAACGAGUAACGGUCAGUUACUCAAAAAUCAAAAGAAACAA
Messenger RNA from Acanthopagrus latus (yellowfin seabream), 2028 nucleotides. It is a transcript of the gene smg9, whose product is annotated as SMG9 nonsense mediated mRNA decay factor. NCBI's taxonomy places the organism in Eukaryota, Metazoa, Chordata, Actinopteri, Spariformes, Sparidae. The record is from RefSeq and is a predicted model, not a curated record. The transcript has 13 exons. Bases 40 to 1566 code for a protein of 508 amino acids. Gene Ontology annotation, biological process: nuclear-transcribed mRNA catabolic process, nonsense-mediated decay.